UCUUUUAUAAAAAUCGAACCCAAACUCUGAAUAACGACGAGAUGACUCUCACUGAAAACGGACAUUAUCGCAAAAGCCAAAAUGGACCAGAAGAAAUUGGACAAAGAAAAAGAAAAAAAGCUUGACAUUAAUAAAGAAAAGUAAUGUUACGGUCCAAACUUUGGGUUAAUAAUGUUACAUGAUAAUGGAAUCAUCGUUGCAUUACAAAAAGUGAACAUGAAAAAUGGGCUGAAAAGAAGCAACGGCUAUAUUGUGUGUAGCAGUAGUCUUUUUUUUUUUUUUUCUUAAAAAAUUGUUUCUUCAUGGUUCUUUGGUGCUCUUCUUAUUUGUUAUUCUAACGUGUGGAUGUGACCUAGGAGAUUCAUUUAUAUUUAUCUCCUUCAGGUCUGCAAGCCUCUAAUUGCACUCCAAGGAUCAGGCCCCAGAAGCAAAAAGGCCCAUAUUAAGAUGAUUGAGCAAUGGCUGGUAGAGGAUUGUUUUGUCUUUUGUGUGAAAAUACUGGGUCUGCUAUACUGACCAUUGCAAAUAAAAUGGCAGAAUGAGUAGUGGGUCUGCGGCAGCAGUUGAAGCUAGUGUGGUACAGAUAAGUUCAAGCAACUGUGAGCUUGCUCAGCAAGAAGAGGCCUCAUUUGAGCCAAACAAUGUAGAAUGUUGUGCACAAAGGAUGAAGUCACUUCGAGCCAGAUAUAUUUAUGGCAUCAUUUUUCUCAUAACUAAUCUUAUUGCCUGGUUCAUUCGUGAUUAUGGGCAAAGUGUUUUCCCUCCACUGUAUUAUAAAAAAGCUUGUGGAAUCAGUGGAAGUGAUUGUUUUCACGCAAUGGGAGUUCUCCGUGUGAGUUUAGGAUGUUUUAUUUUUUUCUUUCUCAUGUUUCUUACCACAUUUACUGCAAGAAAAUUAUACCAAGCCUUCAGUAAAUGGCACUCGGAAUGGUGGGCACUGAAGUUUUUCCUAUUGGUUGUAUCAAUGGUGGUUCCAUUCUUCCUCCCUCCAGAAUUUAUUCAGAUAUAUGGAGAAGUUGCUCGCAUUGGUGCAGGGAUUUUUCUCCUUCUGCAACUUAUAAGUGUGAUUGAGUUUAUCAGAUGGUGGAAUAAACGCUGGGCAACUGAUGAGCAAAGUAAACAAAGCUGCUCCAUUGCAUUAUUUACCUCAACAGUUUUUUAUGUUGCUUCCAUCUGUGGAAUUGUGUCCAUGUACUAUUUUUAUGCCCCAAGACCAGCAUGUUCUCUCAACAUAUUCUUCAUUACAUGGACUGCCGUUCUGCUUAUAGUGAUGAUGGCUAUGUCCUUGCAUUCAAAGGUUAAUAGGGGUCUUUUAUCUUCAGGAAUUAUGGCUUCAUAUGUUGUUUUCCUCUGUUGGUCUGCUAUUAGAAGUGAACCAGCUGAUGAAAAAUGCAACAUACAAAAGCCUAAUGAUCGACAUGGUGAUUGGACCACCAUACUUGUAAGAGUUGGAAAUUCCUUUUCCAAACUUAGACAAGUAGAUAUUUUCUGCAAUUAUAAUCUUGUAUUUUAUACUUUUCAGCCCAAACAUAACAAAGUUGGGUUCCUGAUAGCAAUAGGUGCCAUUGUCAUGGCAACCUUUUCGACAGGGAUUGAUUCGAAAUCAUUUCAGUUUCGCAAAGAUGAGGUGAAACUAGAGGAUGAUAUCCGUUAUAACUAUGGAUUUUUCCACAUGAUAUUCUCCUUGGGUGCCAUGUAUUUUGCAAUGUUGUUCAUCAGUUGGAACCUGGAAGACUCAGCAAGGAAAUGGAGCAUUGAUGUUGGCUGGACAAGUACAUGGGUGAAAAUCAUCAACGAGUGGUUUGCAGCCACGAUAUACAUGUGGAAGUUGAUUGCCCCUGUUGUGAAGCAACCUAAGGUCGAGAACAAUGAGGAGUCUGUGCAGCAGAUAAGCAUAUAACUCAACCUUGCCGGUACUUUGUUUUGCAAUUAAGAUUGUAUCACAUCUCCAUUGUUGUAUUUCUUCAUUCUUUCCAUUUUUUUCUCCGCUAGUUGUUCUUGUCGGAUUCAAGCUUUGAGCUAUGUAAAACACGAGAAAGAAUUCAGAAAUCUAGCAUGAUUAUAUCAAGAAUGAGAGCUUUGAAUUGAUUAACGACAUAAUAUCUUUGUUGAGCCAUUUGCAAAUAAAGCAAAGAUAGAAUUGCUCUUUAGUAUCCUUGGUCAAAGCUCGUAGCCAUCAAAUGCUUGCGUCCCACCAACUCACUGCAUAUGGUUUGUACUAAAAAAUAAAAGAAUUAAUGCAGAAGAGCAAUGGUUAAAGCAGAAUGAUUUACAUUUCGAAAUCAGAAUAAAUCAACAGCUUCGCCACCAAUUUAAAAUCUAUAGUAACUCCACCCAAGCUAAUAUUUCUACAUUAUGAUCCAAGUCUGCUGUCUACUAGGAGACUCAUUGGAGAUCUUCACCCUUGGUUUUCAAGAUGUUAAAUGGAUUAUAGAUUUCUGUGGCAUAUGCUAGAUCGGGACCGCGUUUGUCAGUGACUGGUGGAACUGGUAAGUUGAAGAAUGUACGUGGCUUUGCUGAAGCAACGGUCAGCAUUUCAUUGAUGGUGCAGUGACAUUGCUGAGAAUUGUAGUCCAUAUAACCUACUGAAAGUGUUUUGGAGAGUAUAUUCCCUGUCGAAUUCUUGCUGGCAUGGUUUGUACUUCCUUUUAUCUAACAAGAUAUUUCCAUUCACAAAUACCUUGGAUGUUUGUCACCCAAAAGAAAUACGUUUUGCUGGAAAUCCAUAAUGGAAUUAUGAUAAUUUAUGUUUGCUAUCUAACGCUGCUUCUAUGGAAUAUAAGGAAUCAGAUGACUACACCAAGUAAAGAAGAAAUCUUAAGCAUCCUCUAUGCUUGGAGUUACAAAUCUUUUUGGUACAAAGAAGGUAGCAGUUAGAGAAUAAAGGACGUUGUAGGCAUUGAGAUUGGAACCUCAAAUCUAGUAGAUCUCACUUUUUAAGGUGGGUACAUAAACAUCGAAGGGAAGACUUCACUUCUUAUUAACUGCCAAUGAUUGAUAGAAAAAUUUUACUUCUUAAUGGACUUAGUUAUGGUAAAUAAGAGUUUUCCAUCUGUUCAAGUCUCUAAGCAUAUCCUAUAGAAACAGGGUCCAACUUAAUAAGUCUGGUGAACUAUUGUGUUCUCCAUUUGCUCAGCUACAGCUAACAACUCCACUCUGUAGGACCUUCUAAUUUCCACCAAAUCCAUGAGAUGAAAGAUGAUGCAGGCUAAAAUCCUGCAAUCCUCAAUUAAAUUAUAUGCAGUUGGAUCCGACAACCUAUUAUCAUGAUUGUUCAUAAAAUUGGGGUCCUCAAUUGACUGUAAAAAGCUAGGAAUUGCCUGAAGGAAACUACCAAAAGCCAGGUUGCCAUGACUCGAGGUGCCUCAGGGCAAUACAUGCAUGAUUGACACUCGUACCAAAAUUUGAAGUUCAUAAGUCAAAGUCUAAAAGAGAUUGCUCUUUGGCACUUCAAUGGCUAUAUGUUUAUCUACAGAACCAAUUAUUAGUAGCAACGAAACACCAAAAAGUUUUUCUUUCAACUUAAAACAGUCAUUGGUGUGUUCUGGUGGCAUAGUGCUACACUUUAUUUAAGCAAGAAAAUUAACCACUCACCAAAAUGUUAAAAAUGAUUUGGUUGAAUGAAUCAAAAGCAGGCAAUGUCCAAGACUGCUGCAGGGGUUUGGGGAUGAUUACGAUUCAUCCUUCAUUUUGAUUGAUGUAUCUUCUGUAUUUCUUCCUUAUCAAUAAAAUUCCUUCUUAGUAAUAAUAAGAACCGAAAGAGCUUCUCUCAAAAUGAUAAAACUAAACAUGGAAAGAAAGUGUCCUGAUUCUUUGUGGCAGUUGAAGAAGAGGUGAGAGAACGAAAAUGAAGGGUUGACCGGUCCAAAUGGAAGUCAAACAAAGAAUUUGCUUAUGCUGUUCAAUAUCAAUGUGUCUUCAAUCAAUAUAGGAGUGUAAACCAGAAAAUAACGUUUAACAAAGAGUUUGUGAACAAACUUGAUUUAACGUGGCACUGUAAAUAAGGAGAACAUUUAGCGAAUAGAUCAUAAAAAUAUUUAGUUUUUGUUCAUUUAUUUAACUUAAAAGAUGAUCACCAACAAUAUUUUAGAGUUCAUUAAUUAAAUGAACAUAUCAUG
Durio zibethinus is the source of this 4118-nucleotide messenger RNA. RefSeq names its product Serinc-domain containing serine and sphingolipid biosynthesis protein. The record is from RefSeq and is a predicted model, not a curated record. Lineage: Eukaryota; Viridiplantae; Streptophyta; Magnoliopsida; Malvales; Malvaceae. Gene Ontology annotation, cellular component: membrane.